AUGAGAUUAUUAUUAUUUGUAAUAUUUUUCAUUUUUUAUCAGUUUUCAAAUUUAAAUAGUUAUACAUUAGUUUCAACACAAAAUCAAGAAGCAAUUGAUUUUGUUUCAUCAGUAUUUGGAAUAACAACAAGCUCACCUUGUGAUCAACUUAUUUGUAAAGAAAUCUCACCAAACAGUAAUGAAUAUUGUGUAGAUUCUAUUAUUGUACCAAAACAAUCAAGUACAAUAACUAUUUCAAAUGAUUUAACAGUGUUUAAAAAUUUAACAGUUUUAUCAUUGGGUGAAAAUAUAAUUUUAAAUGAUCAAUUUUUUAAUAAUUUAAAUCAAUUCAAUUUUUUAAUUUCAAUUAAUAUUUUUAGUUAUUCAGGAAAAAUUUCAAAUUUAAUUGAAUUUCCAAAAUCAUUAAAAACAAUAAAUUUUAAUUAUUUAGGAUCAUCAAUUCCAAAUUCAAUUUUUAAAUCAGAUAUUACAUCAUUAAUUAUUGAAAAUUCAUUAAAUGGUUAUAAUUUAAAUGAUACAAUGAUUUCAACAAAUUCUAAAUUAAUUGUAUUUGGAUUACCAAUAUCUUUGAAAGAGAAUAAUUUACCAAAAAAUUUAGAAAAUUUAAAAAGCUUAAAAUAUUUUACACUUUAUAUUGAUAAUGGUGAAUCUAUAAAAUAUUCAAUACCAGAUUUUUCAUCAUUAAAAUUAACAACCGUUGAAAGUCUUGUAUUCCGUUUUACUCAAUCAUCACCUUCUCAAACUUGGGUAAUACCACAAUUUAUAAAUUCAAUAACAACUUUAAAUAAUUUUGAAAUUUAUUCAAAUGGUUUUAAAAUUAAUUCAACAAUUGGUUUUUUAGAUUUAUCAUCUUUAAAAAAUAAUUUAAAUUUAAUUUCGUUAAAUAAUGAUUUUAAUUUUAAUAAUUUAGAUUUUUCAAAUUUUUUAAAUAUUUUUAUUGAAAAUAAUAAUUUUAAACAAUUAUUACCAAUUGAUACAAUUGAUUUUUCAAAUUUAGAAUCUUUACAAAUUAUUAAAAGUAAAGUUUUUGGAUUAAUUCCAAAUCAAUAUUGUUUUAUUAAAAAUUUAAAUUUACAAAAUAAUCAAUUAAAUUCAACAGUACCAUCAUGUUAUUUAUGUGUUGGUGCAUCAUUUUCAAUUGGUAAUAGUUAUUAUAAUGUUAGUAGUAAAGGUGAAAAUUUAAUAAUAAAUGGUAAUGAUUUUGGAUGGGAUUUACAAAGUUUAGAGGGUCCACAAUUAGUUAUUACAAUACCUAAUAAAGAAAUAAAAGUCAGUAUUCCACCUGGUGAAGUUGGUACAUCACAUUCUUAUAAAACAACCUUUUAUAAUGGUAGUUUAUCUUUCUUAUUUAAUUAUACUUAUCAAGAAGAAAUUGAUUCAAGUGAUUCUAAAUCAUCUAAUGGUGAAAGUAAUGAAAUUUCCUUUGCCAUCAAAAUAUUACUUUAUCUUCCUUAUUUAUUCAUUCAAUAUACUGCUAUCUUUUUUUUAAAUCAUACAGAUAACAACACAACCAAUACAAAUAAUACCUCCACAACCUCAACAACAAAAAACAAAAGUGCAAAAAUCGACACACCUAAAAAACAAACCCCAACAAACCAACUCUCACUAAACAAAGGACUUGAUAAUCAAUUAGAUAUCAUUGCACCUCCAUCAAUCACAAGACCACUCUCUUUCUUAGAAAAAAACAAUAACACCAUCAACAUUAAGUGUUACUUUAAUCAACCACACAUCCGUGAAGAAUUAACCUCAAAAGAUGACACAAGAAUUCAACAAAUUCACAAAAACAUUCACAAACUCUUCGAAGAUAUACUGUCGCCAUCAGCAUUUAAAAUAAUUGGUGCAACUGCCUUCGUAAAUUGCAACGUUGAUAAAUUAACUUCAAUAAUCAACCUUCAAAACCAACUUGCACUAAAUAUCGACAAACUCAACUAUAGAUUCGAUAUAUCAUCAAAUGAUUAUGCAAUCAUUAAAACAUUCAUUAAAACGUACUCACCCAAACAUGCAAACGAGGCAAUUACAAACAACCUCACUAAAUUCACCAGUUGUACAUCAAUUGAAUCAUUUACUGUCACAUACUCAUAUGCUGUUGCGUUUAAAAGCUACAUUAUAACAUAUCAUCUAAUUGAUCACACACACAACAUUGUUGAUCAAAAGAUCGAACAACCAUCUGGUAUCACAAGAUAUAUCAAAGCUGCAACACGUAGUGUCACUAAACACAAAAUUCAACAUGCAAAAAAUGCAGAUAUGGCAACAACUAUAAAAAAUGCCAUCACAAACCCAAACAUGAACAAAAACAAUCAACCACCAAAAAACAACAUUAAAACCCCACCAAUCAACGAAAUUGCAAAUUCCAAUCGCAAUAAUAACUCACUUCAAAAUAGUGGUUCAAAAGCUAUACUAAAUGAAUCACUUGAUAUUAACAAUCAAUCCCAAAACAAUAAUGAAAUAUCACACAAAAGAUUCACUGAAAACCCAAACAAUCAACACAAUUCCUACCAAAAAGCUGUUGACACACUACAACUACUUAUAUCAAAACUUCCACCUCGUCCAACAAUCUCAAUACUCACUGAACUCAAUUCAUCACCAUUACAACUUAAACAUGAUUUUCCCGAUCACAUCAUCUCUGUCACCAAACGAGGAAAUGGUGUAAUCAUCAUUAACCAUAACCCAAACACACUCAAACUCAAACACAUAUCAACAAUUGAUGGUAGAGCUAUUUUAGCAGACGUUAUAUUUCCAAAUCAAUUACCAAUUGGUAUUCUUGGAAUUUACGCACCAGCAUCAAAUAAUACCAUCAAAAAGAAUUCAUAUGCAACUUCACUACAAACACUUCUCCACAACCACUCAACAAACCCAAUACCAAACCAAUCCCAACAUGUAUCUAUUAUCGCAGGAGAUUUCAACUGUAUCCACAACGACAAUUCACUAUUAGAUGAUAUUAUCCAAUCCUACACAUACCAACACCAUCUAAUUGAUCAAGGUGAAUUUAAAAACACUCCAACUCAUACACAUGGUAACAGAUUAGAUAGAAUAUAUACUCAAUACAAUAGAAUAGACCCUGAAAAUAUAUAUACUCAAGUCCACCAAAUUCCAUCUUCAUUAUCAGAUCAUAAUCCAAUAUCAACAACAUUUUCUUCACCUUUUCAAAUAAAUAAACAUAAGAAAAGAUGGAUAUUAUCACCUGGUACUGCAAAUGACCAUGAAGCAAUCAAUAUUAUCAAUCAUUUAAUAACUAAUCACAAUAACACAUCAAUCAAUCAAUUUACAAAUUGGUCAAAAGUAAAAUCAAAAAUUAUUAAAACUCUAAAAAACUAUCAAUAUAACAAAGACAAACAAACUCAACGUGCAAAACAAAUACUAUUAGAAAAAGCAGCAAAAUUCAAACAUCUUGAAGAACAAUGCAUCGCUGAAUACAAUAUUAUAUGUAACAAAAACAAAUUACAUCAAAACCACACAAACAUAUUAAAAAAACAUAUAAAUGGAGAAAUACCUAGCAAGUAUCUAUCAGCAAUACUAAACAAAAGAUCAAAAGAUGCAAAAAUUGAAUCAAUCCAAUAUGGUAACAUCAUUACAUCCGACCCCGACCAAAUUGAAAAUGCGUUUGUUGAAUUCUACACAAAUCUAUAUAGCUUACAAAUAUGUUGUCCAAUUACUCACCAGCUCAUGCUAAACACAUGGCCCAUCAUAAAAAAUGAAUAUUGGAAUGGUUUAGACUCACCAUUUAUACAAGAUGAAGUUGAAGCUGCAAUUAAAACCUGUAACCCCAACAAAUCACCCGGUCCAGAUGGCGUUACAAAUGCAUUCUACAUUAAUCAUUUAAACCAAGUUAAACCAAUUCUCACUACAUUAUUCAACGAUAUACUAGAAAAUCCUCACCACAUCACAACAGAAUUCACAGAAGGUCUUAUACACACAAUAUACAAGAAAGGCAACCCCUUACUCAUAUCAAAUCGUCGUCCCAUUACACUUCUAAACACUGAUUACAAGAUCCUCUCAAAAGUAAUCAAUGCACGUCUUCUGAGAAUACUUCCUUUCAUCAUCAACAACAACCAAACUGGUUUCGUACCCCACAGAUUCAUCAUAGACAACAUCAUCAACAUCAAUGAAUUAAUCAACUACCUCAAAUCUAAAAACCUCCCUGGUAUCAUCACACUAUUUGACUUCUUUAAAGCAUUUGAUUCUAUCUCUCACGAUAGCAUUAAAAGAACAUUAAUUCAUAUUGGUAUACCAAUAAAAUUAAUAAAUUUAAUCCACAAGCUAUUAUCUGACUCACAAGCAAAAAUUUCAAUUAAUGGUAAAACGACCAGAAAAUUCGAUAUUAAAAGAGGUGUAAAACAAGGUGACCCAAUCUCAGCCACUUUAUUUGUAAUUGUAAUUGAAAUAUUAGCAAGAACAAUAAAUGCAGACAAUUCAAUAAUUGGAUUACCAAUUUCACCCAAUCCACAAAUUAAAAUUAAAUUUACCCAAUUUGCAGACGACUCUACAACAUACAACAUCAACUACGAACAACAACAACAAUCAAUCAAACAUUUCGAUAAUUUCUGCGCUUCAACAUCAUCAUCAUUAAAUUUUGACAAAAGUGCAAUAAUAGAAAUCAACCCCCACAAAAUCACUGAUAAACACAUAAUAAACAACAUUCCACAAUCAAAAAGAAUUCCAAUAACCAAAAAAGAUCAAUCAGAAAGAGUUCUUGGCUAUUUCUUUAAUCAUAAUGGUUUACAUAGGAAAUUACCAGAAACAAUGAAAACACUGAUUAAAUCAUUAGUGCUAUGGAAAACUAGUGGCACAACAUUAAAAACAAAAACAACCAUCAUAAACACCUACUCACUAUCACCAAUAACAUAUUUAUCAUACCUUGAAGAAUUUACAAAAGAUGAAGAAAUUCAAAUUAAUAAAUUAAUCUCAUGGUUUAUGAAUUCUCCCGCAAAUUCUGAAUCACCAACUCUCGAUACCAAUUCCAUUGAAAAAAACACAUCAACCAUCCAUUCACGUGCAAAAAUACCUUUGAUGUGUUAUGAUAGAUCAUUAAAACCAUUAAAAGAAGGUGGUUGGGGUAUGUGGAAUAUACAAUUACGACAAGUUGCUCAAAAGAUUUGGAUAUACAACAGAUUUUUACAAAUGCAUAAAUCUGCAAACAAUUCAAUAUACAUGAUAAGUUGGAUGGAUCAAAUCAUCAACAAAUCAAUCUCUUCUCCAUACCUUAUAAAAAUCAAAAAAGAAUGGGAAAACUAUGCAACUCAAAUUGGACAUCUAAAAGAUAAAGUUCAAAUCCUACAACCAAUAUUAACAAAAAACCAACCCUCUCAAACAUUAAACACAAAUAAUAUUUCACUACCACCAACACUCAAAGAAAUCUACUCGACAAUACUAAACAAUCACCAAUGCAAAUCAAAA
Messenger RNA from Dictyostelium discoideum AX4, 5394 nucleotides. RefSeq lists its product as hypothetical. NCBI's taxonomy places the organism in Eukaryota, Evosea, Eumycetozoa, Dictyosteliales, Dictyosteliaceae. The annotation marks the transcript as partial. Gene Ontology annotation, molecular function: DNA-directed DNA polymerase activity; catalytic activity; nucleotidyltransferase activity. The record is from RefSeq and is a predicted model, not a curated record. The transcript has 6 exons. Gene Ontology annotation, biological process: DNA biosynthetic process; RNA-templated DNA biosynthetic process.